AUGGCAGUUAAAUUUUUGCGUGACUUUGGUAAAAAGGCCAUUGCACGCACCCAAGCCCUACCUUGCUAAUUCCCACUGGGGCCUAGGCUUCCGAUUUAUCUCAUAUCUCCCGAUCACUUCCGCUAAACAACGUAACAUCAAUCGGAGUUGGAAAGGUUAUAUCCAUCGAAGGUAUGCAGCUCUAAUAUCCUUGGAACAACCAGGUUUGACCGUUAGUUUGUGAUAGGAGUUUUGUCGAGGUGUCUGGGAGAAACAGGCCGCUGAAUUUUACACUAAAAGCUUGUUGUUUGCAAACGAAUUCGCGAGCGAUUUGCAAGCAGUUGCAACUUUUCGCGUACAAACUGCCGAUUGUAUUCCAGUCGUGUUUUUGUUUUUACUCGCAGCGCAGCAGGCCUAGGAUGUCACGAUUUCGUAGAACUUGAGUUUUGUCACCCGUGAUUGCAUAAACAAAGUAUAAUCGCCACAUUAGGUAUCACUCAUUGGUGUGCGUGAUCUUAUCAUGGUGUCAAAGCUUUUGCAAAUUCCUUGUUCGGCCCACCCUGACAAACAAUUUGGGUACGCCCAUAGGAGAUGCAAUGGCGUUUAGAGGUUCUUUAUAACCUCACUUUAGCCUUCCCCUUAAGUGUUUCAUUGACAGUUAUUAAUUGAAGGGUAAUUGUGUAGUUCUUAGCUAAGCACCACCUUGUUUGCUCUUAGCAACAUACCUCUGCAUACAGACGGGGGAGUGCUUUGCAUGUGUGACAAUUUUUAGUUGUUAUUUUGUAACUCUGCCUGUCCCUAUCCCCCCACGCACCCUGCAGGUCACCCCCCAAAUAAGAUAUAAAAGUGCAGGAAAGUCACAACUUUUUUUUUUACACAUUUUUUGAUGGAAAGGUGAGAAGACUAUUAUUCAAACAUAGGCUAGACUACCCUAAUAUUCCAUGUAUGGGCAUUUCUAAAACUGCCUUACUUACAGUAAAAGUAAUUUUUACUGAUUUCGAGGGCUGAUUUAUUUUAAUUCAUUUGGCAUAAGAGGGGAGAAGGCUAAUGGUGUUGUUGAAAUCAGUUAAGGUUGCACUCCCCCUUGUAAAUUUGCAUACUUUGCUCUCCAGUGUUCAUGUGUCUUUUAAAGUCUGUCCAGUUGCAACUCAAUAAUAAUGCAUUUUAUAUCCCUUUCACAGGCCUGAACAUGGCACAAUCUGAAAAUGCAAUUGACAUGAUCAUUGUACUUGGCUCACAUACAAAUGGAGAGGGGUCUUCCAGUGAUAUGAUGAAAUCCCGAGUAGAUCAAGCAGCUCAGAUAUAUACAUCAUUAAAAGAACAAAACAUUGAAUGCCGUGUUAUUAUGACUGGGUAUCAACGGCCAGAACAGGUAAUGGGCACCUGUAACUCAUGGUGCACUUUCCAUGAUGAAGUCGUGUAACAUUAGGGAGGCUCUGCCAGGGGGGGUCCCAUGUCGCCCAUCCGAAUUUUAAAAUGUCUCGUGUCGGUGUUUAUAAAUGCUUGUUGCUUAUUGUCGGCUUUGCUGUCACUGUCGCAAUUCGGCCAAGGGAGGUUGUCUCUUGUCGCGAUUUCCUUUUACAUGCUGUCGCUACUUUUUGGGCCAUGUUACUUGUCGGAAUUUACCCUGGCAGGGCCUCAUUAGGGGUAUAGAAUUGUUCCUUGAAAAAUGUGGGUCUCAGAAAAUUUAGGCCUGAUCUUGAAAUCUUGGAGGCAUUUACGAUGGGUCUCAUAGACUCAUUUUUGGGUGAUUUUGUGUCUCAGAGGCUCAAAUUUUUUUAAGUCUCGGUCUCGGUCUUGCAUUUACCAUUCUUUACCCCCAACAUUGGAGGCUGGUUUAUGUAAUUAUUAUGCUGCAAAAGAUAUACAAAAAACCUGAAUUAAAUACAGAGCAAUGCAAUCAUGAGAGCCCAAAUUUCAUGCCAUUGCUGCAGCUAAUUAAAAACAUGUCACCUCAUGCUUAUUGCAAGUGUAAAGUUUUUGUUGCUGUGCUUCAUUUGAAAUUUUUUUAAUCUUGGGGAUUGGUACUGUAAACUGCUGCUGACAAUUAUCCCUGGGCUUAUGCAUUUUUGUAAGGGGUUAAGAAGGGAUUAUAAACAGAGGGGCUUAUAUCAGAGGGGGGUUUUUAAUAAGCCAAACAGAAAAUGUGCUACAAAACAAGCUAAAGUAGUGCUGAUCAAAGUACCGUUUGCCUUCACUUUUUUAACCCUUUAAACCCUAAGAUCAAAGUUUGAAUUCUCAUUUGUUGCCCUAUUCAUUUCCUACAGAAGUAGUGGGGAGAAGUUGAUAAAAUAUCAAGAAAAUUCAUCUUGUGGGGGGUCUUAACUCUCCAGACAAAGCAUUGAUUUUUUGAUACUGAUCAGGGGCUUGAAGGGUGCCAUAGAUGCAAAUUCAUUUCAAUACAUUUAGAGGGGCCUAUAACUUGGGGCAGGGCUUUGAAGGGGCUUAUAAGCAGCAGUUAUGGUCAUGUUAGCUUUAAUUGCACCACUUCUUCUUAUUUUUCAAAUGCUCUACUGAUCUAACAUCAAUCAACAGACUGUAACAGAGGCUAGUGCAAUGGAAACAUAUGCAACUGAAAACAGCUUAAUAGAUAAAGAACACAUUAUCAAAGAGGAGCAGGCAACCACCACUGCAGAAAAUGCCUAUUACAGUCGCAUCAUUGUGGAUGACCAUGACGCAGUAAAUGUUCAUGUUGUAACAUCCCAGUUUCAUAUGGAGCGGGCAAAAAAUAUUUUUGAGAAGGUGAGUACCUGUAUUUAUUACAAUAAGGGCCCAACCUUGAAUUAGCGCCCAUCGUAAAAGCAGAAAAGGUUAAUAAGCGCUCAGCCUUGAAUAAGCUCCUACCCCCUCCCCCACCCACUCAAACUCAAAUAAGCGCCCACCACCACCCCACUCCCCUUCCCCCUCCCAGCCAAAAAAAAUUAAGUGCGUGAGAGUAGAAUUGACAUUACGAUGUCGGACAUAGAGGAAGCAGUGCCAGAGAACUGACUUGACUUGAGUGACAAUGAGGUUGAAAUAGACCUUUUUAAUGAUAUGGCAGCCAUUUUCAAAUUAUUAGAUUUAAGGAAUAUUAUGGGACGCCCAGGGGGUACUUGCUCAGUAUUUAUACACACUUUUCACGCAAAGAGAAAAUUUCACUUUAUAUUUCUCAGUAAAAAGGUGAUCAUUAUUUUAUCCAAACACGGCACAACGAUCUUUUUUUCCCAUUACAAUCUUUUUCUAGAAAAACUUAAAGAAAGAUUGGCCUGUAAAUCCUGGCGCGUAAAUCCUGGACGAGUAUGUCGGAUUGUGCUCAUGCCCCCUGGGCAUCCCAUAAUACUCCUUAAAUCUAAGUAAUUCAAUAGGAUAUUAGUACUAACCAGAGACUUCUCCAAAGACGGACUUUUCUUCAGAGUAUUUUACAGAAACCUUGCUUUGUUAUAUCCUCGUGUUUUGAUAUUACCGUUUAUCCUUUUGUUGCCAAAUAAACAUACUAAACUUGCUGAAAUGGUGAAACUUUAAUAAGCGCACAUUCUCAAGGUCCAAAACCUGAGUAAGCGCCUAGGGCGGUUAAUCAAAUAAAUACGGUACAAGACUUGCAGUGACCACUUUUUAGUCCCCUACAGCUGUAGAAAUGAAAACUAAACAAAAAGCAAAGUAAGAAGAAAAUGUGAAACUACGAAGAAAAAUUUGGAAAGUUAUAAUUUUCUUUGUUGUGUUCUGUGAAUGUAGCUGUCCCAGCCUUCCAUCUUUGCAGUUUGUUAUAUUUAACAAAACGUGAAAUUUUUAAAUGAAUCAAUAAUUUAUGUAUUGUUGCAAUAUUUGCUCCAAAAAUACUGACUUUGUUAGAACUAGUAAUAUAAGUGCACUUAAUUUAAUGCUGUUAAUUUGAUUUUAUGCCCUGCCAACUUCUCAAACAAUAAUAUUAUUUCUUUCAUCGUUUAUAUUACACAGUUGUACUCGCCGCAGGUUUAUAAUGUCAAAUUUUAUGACUGCACCCAUGAAAUGGAUGAUGAUGAAAAGAAAAAGAGAGAAAGCAGAGAAGAAAAAUAUUUCCCUUUGAUUGACGACCACAUCAAAAUGAUCAUGCCAAAACUCACUCUCCCUGAUGGCAAGAUGAUAGAAAUUCUUCAAUCAUCCCUGAUUCCAACAGACGUAUUUACUCAUGGCUUUACAAUGCGACAUGGUGGCGUUUCAACUUACGAGACCUUGUCGUCUCUAAACUUGGUGCAUAGUGACAAAAGGAGAGAUCUGUCCGUGAAUGUCCAAGAAAAUCGCCGUAGGCUGGCCCUCACAUGUCGCUUUGCCCCUGAUAAAUUCCGUGUAGCCAAGUGUGUUCAUGAAGCUAAUGUGUGGGUGGUUGGUGAUCAGGAACCAGACAGCUAUGAUGCCCUUGUUACAGAUAACAGUCAUGUGACUAUUGCAGCACCGGGUGCUGACUGUGUACCAGUUUUGUUUUGUGAUCCAGUAAAAAAGGUAUGCAAGACUAACUUAAGUUGUUUUGGUGUUGUUUGUUUGUAUUUUAAUUUAUUGCUAAUUUAAUGGAUACCAAAACUGAUAAGCCACUUUAUUGCCAUUAGGUUUGUGCUGCAGCUCAUUCAGGAUGGCGUGGCACUCUUGAAAUGAUAAGUGCAGCUGUAAUUGAGGUGAUGUUAACGAGAUUUGAGUGCAAAGUAAAGAACAUCCGAGUUGCUCUUGGACCCUCAAUUGGCCCUUGUUGCUUUGAGGUUGGUGAGGAUGUUGCUGAAAAGUUUUCCAAGGCAUUUGGUGAGAAGGUUGUGGUAAAAAGAGAGGGACAGCCCCUCCCUUUUGUUGAUCUGCGUCUUUCAAUCAGACUUCAGCUGGAGAACAAAGGAGUAAUGUCAAAAAAUAUUGAUGAUGGAACAGGGUGAGAAAAAUUAUGAGUUUUUCUUUUUGCAAGGAAAACAACCUAACAUUUAGCAGGGCUUUCCUGACACUAAAAGCUGACAGAGCUGGGGGCCAGGGAUUUGCCCCGGCUACAACAAACAUGACCCCCAGCUACUUUAAAAAAAAAAGAAAAGCCCUAUAACUGGCCAAUUCCCCACCUACCAACUGCGUGUACCUGGUGCCUCCAUGGUAGUUAAGAAAAGUAAGACAUUUUGUCAUAUGCCACCAUUAUGCAAUAUAAUCAAAUUGUAUCUCAAGAAGCAGCCAGAAGUGGCUCUCAGCUAUCAUCUUAUGUGACCCUUGAAUUUCUUCAUCCUUGUAAAGGGUACCACAAAGCUAUCAGAACAAGUUUUUAACCCUUAAAGUUGCACUAGUGACCCACAUCAGUUUUCUCCUAACAAUAUCCAUACACUGUCAAGAGAUAGGUUAUGAGAACAAAUAAAAUGAUCAUCAAAAAGAAAAUGCCCUGAUCUUUUAUCAAAUUCUCUUUACUAAUUCUGUAAGGAAAUGUAUAGAGAUCAGUUUUGGAGAAUUUGUGCCUGGUACCUGGGCUUAAAGGGUUAAAGGAAACAACAGAUGAAUCCAAACAUAAAAUCCUUUAAACAAUGAAUAAUUAUAGCAGGUAUGAUUCCAAGGGCCAAUGAAGUAUGUUUAUGAGAGCUUUGUGGUUUUAUUUAUAAAAGAUUCAGCAUGUAACCAUCCUUUUCGGGGGUGGGGGCAGGCACCCAGGUGGGGAGGCUCCACCCAAAAGGGGUACCGUUUUCAGUUUUCAGGUAUAUGGGGUAGGGAAGUCUGUCAUUUGAGUGUUUAAAAAGGCUCAAAAGGGCUGACAGAUGCAUUUUAUGGGUUGUGAAAAAGUAAAAAAGAAAAACCUUUUGGAUGUGUGGUUUAUUCAUUAAAGAUAGUGCAUCAACAGCAGUUUAAAGGGAUACAAAGUUCUAAACUAGGUAAGUGCAAGGGGUACCAUUUGUCAAUAGAAGGUAUAUGAAAGGGUCACCUUUUCGGUCAAAAAUGUUAUAUAGAAGGUUAAGGGGUUGGACCUCAGGGUGUAACUUCCCUGUAUAAUACUUUGUUGAGUACCCCCAGGGGAGGGGGGGGGGCAUCCGUAACCAAAUCACACAUAGAGCUGUUUACCUGCUUCUCAGCCCCAUGUGAUUACAUUACUUGAGGUGACUAUUUCAACUGCUUUUUUUUACAGUAUCACAGACGAAAAAGCAACCUCCCAACACCCAACACAGUGCACCAAGUGUGACGCAGAGCAAAGGUUCUUCUCACAUCGACGAGAUGGUCCACAGUUUGGAACACAAGUAGGAUUUAUCCGUCUCAAAGAUUUGGAACAUAAUGCAAAUUGUAGCAUUUUAUGAAUGAAAUCAUUCGCCGCAAGAGAAAAGGCCUUGUACUGCAGCUAUAUCUUUGGAAGACUCAAUAUUUUUUCUAGUUGAAAUAUACUUUUGUAACUGUUUAAUCAUGCAAGGUGUAACUCGAAACAGGGUCCUCUCAGUUUUUACAAAUUUAACUUCAUGGGUUACUUUCAAACCACAAGUUAUUAUUAUUAUUUUUCUUUGUUUGGAUCCUCUAAGCCCAGGGAGUUGAAUAUUUAUACCCUGAAAGGAGCCUAUUGCUCUGCUAAGAUGAGUUGGCUCAGUAAAAAUUAAAAAGUAAGGGUUUAUGCAUCAUUAUUGACAGAAAUGACAAUUUUGUCUAGAGACGUUAAUUCCUCCAACAAGCUCUAUUUUGACUUGUUAUCGUAAGUAAACCUCUUGGUUGAUUUUUUUUCAAAAUAGACUAUAUGAAGCAGUAAGCAUUGCCUUGUUAGCACCUUCCCCUUAAAACAAACUACAAUCUCAUCCCCAUGUUCUCUCUUCUUCCUGUCCAGAGUUUCUGAGAAAGACCCUGCAUGGUUGGAGCUGGUCGCAUGGCUUGAUGACAAAGCAAAACCCUGGGAGAGGUCCCUUUCUCCAAAACCUUUGUUCCUUCUUUUUUGUCCCUGUCCAAAUAGGGGUGGUUCAGUCUAUCUCACUUUUAAAGUAGUCUUCAUUUCACUAUAAUCACGAACCAAAGUGACAGGAACUCAACAUGAUCUGAAUGAACUGAGACAAGCCCCCAUGAUGAAAGUGCCGGAAAAUGAAAACAGGGAAAACUUUCACACUCAACCACCCGAGUAAAUCACCUGUUCCUUCAGUCCUCCUCUGUCAUCAUCUCCCAAAUUCAUAAAGUCAUGUUGGAACCAGUUCGGACCAGCGUCCCUCUCUCCCCCAAAAGUGUGUGGGAAGAAGAGAGAACCUGGGGAUCAGGUUGGUUAAGUAGUCAAAUCCAAUGUUUUGCAUCAAACCCCUUUAUAAAUGAAUGCAACUAAUGUAGGUAACUAGCCAGAUAGCUCGAGGCUAGAAAAAAUAAAUCGAGCCAGAUAAAAAAGUUAGUAGUUUGCUGGAACAACAUGCAAGUAAGAAAUAUUCUGAUCUGCUAUGCUAGUAUUGUCUGAUUUUUUGUUGACUGUGACUUUGUUUUUCAAAUAUUAUUCACUUCAAAUUUAAUUUGCCUAAAUUUUAUAAGUUUUGUAAAUGUCAGUAAACAGAAAUGCAAAAUGUCGUCAUGAAUGUUGUCCCUCAGGUAUGUAUAUGGUUUGGUAAAAAAUAUGAAAACUGUCAACUUAAGCCUUCCAAUAGGUUCCACCUAUUAUUCAUAAGUAUGCUCUUGUUCUUGUUCUCUCAACCUUGAAAUCAUUGAUCUCUUUAUCUGUUAUGUUUUCUUUACAAAGUAGCAUAUACUGAAGAACUGUGUUUUGCAUUCGUCUUAAGUUUUAAAAUUCUCAACUCUGAGACCACAUUGACAUUAAAAAGACAACUUUAAUCAAUUCAAAUACUAACAAUUUUUCAAACCUCUUCUGACUAAUAAUAUUAUAUUUACAGAAUAAUCUUCCCUCAAACAGCAACAAAGAUAAAUUCUGUAUCUGCCUCUUAAUGACACUAUAAAUUAUUGCACUAAAUGAAAACUGGAAAAAAGGUGUUUGUUUGACUUGCUGUUACACCUUAACCCUCUAACCCCAAAGAGUGACCAGAUUGGAUACUGCCAGAAACUCAUAAACCCUUAUGGGUUUCUGAUAGUGCUUAAUCAAACUACUUUUCACGAGAAGCUACGAAAUGAUAGUCAAAAGGUUUUGAUUGUGAAACACAUUUCCUCAUUAAGUACCAAAACAGUAUCAGGAUUAAUGUGUGGAGAAUAAGCUGGUGUUAGAGUGUUAAGAGCUCAUGCUGCCCAUAACUGUGUUUCCAAGGUUUCAGCAGUCCUAUGUUGGAACAGUAACGUGUUGAUGAUCAUUUAGUGGGACACUCAAUCAUUGCUGAAGACGUCAUGGUCAUUUUUGGAGAUGG
This is a messenger RNA of Porites lobata, 8237 nucleotides long. The record is from the annotation of a GenBank genome assembly. NCBI's taxonomy places the organism in Eukaryota, Metazoa, Cnidaria, Anthozoa, Scleractinia, Poritidae.